This is a messenger RNA of Morus notabilis, 1803 nucleotides long. Its product is annotated as B3 domain-containing transcription factor VRN1. The transcript is spliced from 3 exons. Gene Ontology annotation, molecular function: DNA binding. The coding region runs from base 191 to 1516 and encodes 441 amino acids. Lineage: Eukaryota; Viridiplantae; Streptophyta; Magnoliopsida; Rosales; Moraceae. The record is from RefSeq and is a predicted model, not a curated record.
GUCGUUUCUUUCAUCCAUGUCAUUCAUAUCUUCCUAGCAACGGGCAACGGGCAAAUCCCACUCAAUUUGCAUUCCCAAAUCCGAAUUUUCUCUCAUUCACCGACUGAACCCUAAUAAGUAUGAAUUCGUCGGAAAUCUGAUAAAGUGAGCUUGUAAAAACAUAAUAUUUUUCUUGUUUUAAUCUAUUCCCAUGGUGCCCAAUGUUAAGAAUGGCGCGAAUCCGGAUUCUCCGGUGGCCAAACCAAAGCUUCAUUUCUGCGCGACAAUGUUUCAGCUCCCCAUUCCUGAACAUAAACUGAUGAUCCCACCAAAAUCGGCAAUGAUAUUUGGCGAGGAACUGUAUGAGUCUGUUACUCUCACAGUUCCUAAUGGUCAAGCUUGGCUGGUAGGACUGAAGAAAGAUGGGGAUCAAAUUUGGCUUCAUGAUGGUCUGCAUGAAUUUCUGGACUACUACUCUGUCCAACUCUUAUAUAAUUUGCACUUUAGAUACGAAGGAAAUUCGGUAUUCUGUGUUUAUAUAUGUGACGCAUCAGGUUCUGAGAUUGACUACCCAUGUGAUGGUCCAAGUAGAGGUGUCGAGCCCAACUUUGGCAAGCAUAACGAGAAGGGCAAUAGAGGUGAUGAUAGUGUCGAAAUUUGGGAUAUCAAGCCUCCCAUUUCUGAUCAUGGUUUGUUUGUUAAUCACAAGGAAGAUAGGAGAGGUGAUGAGUGUGUUGAAAUUUUGGAUGUCAAACCUUCCAUUUCUCCUGGUUCCUCUCAAGGAAAUCCCUUUAGUGGAGAUGUAGAGCAAUGGUCUCCUAGCAAAAGACGUGAUUUUCUCUGUCAACAGAAAAUAUGCAGGCCUAGUAAGCGUUGCAGAAAUGCUGCUUCCAUGGAUUCUCCGCUAAAUGGAGAUGCCUGCCAUACAAGGAGUAGAAUGCUUGAAAAAGAAGGGCAGGUGAACCUAAAAGAAUUGGGCAAUGUCAAUACUUCCGAAACAGGUAAAGCGAAAGAAAAUAUGAAACCUCACCCACCAAGCUUGCUGGUUAAAGAUGAAGGAGAUGUUGAAAUGCAUGUUCCUAAGAGCUUACGCUACGCUAAGUCAAGACUAGUUAUAUCCAAGGAAACCGAGAAGGCAGUUCAUAUUGCCUGUAUGCACAAGCUUGAAAAUCCUUCUUUUAUGGUUAUCUUAAGACCACAUAACUUCAGUGAAAAGCAUGUGGAUUUGCCCACUGAAUUCGUAAAGAGGCAUUUAAGCCAGUGUUCCGAAGACAUGCAACUUCAGGUUCAUAAUGGAGAAUGUAAGUGGUCGGUUCGAUGCUUUUAUAGAAGCAGCAGAGUCAAAGAUGGUUCAAGGACAAUGAAGAAAAUAGGCAAAGGGUGGCGUCUAUUUUCAUCAGACAACAAUUUGCAGGUAGGAGAUGUUUGUGUUUUUGAGCUGCUCAAGAAAGAGAAGAACAAUAUCGUGCUGAGAGUGUGGAUAUAUCGUGCAGCUGAUUACGCAACCCGGUCUAAAAACGCAUUAAAGAAAAAGUAGUAACUUGUACAAAAGUUGAAGUUGAUGAUGGAAUUUGUUUGCAUAUGUGUAGCAAAAUACCUGCUUCUUUUGCUUCCUGGUAUGGCUAACUUUCGGAUUAGUACUAAAUUGUGUAGUGGAUUUUGUUGCAGUAGAACGCCAAACUGCAAUUGCCUUUUGUCUAGUAUAGGGUUAAAAAAUGUAUGAAACUACAACUUCUAUGUAUCUAUUUUGUUCUGUAAAUAUGUAGCUUCCCCCGUCUUUUCUAUACCUGCAUAUGAUUAGUCUUCUGAAGAUGUUUAUGUAGC